This is a messenger RNA of Rhodotorula toruloides NP11, 1089 nucleotides long. RefSeq lists its product as uncharacterized. Bases 1 to 1089 code for a protein of 362 amino acids. NCBI's taxonomy places the organism in Eukaryota, Fungi, Basidiomycota, Microbotryomycetes, Sporidiobolales, Sporidiobolaceae. The record is from RefSeq and is a predicted model, not a curated record. The transcript has 4 exons.
AUGAGGGAGGGGACGGACCCGAUGGGACGGCCGCAGGCGAUGUCGACGCCUCCUCCGACUGUUCCUCGACCCGGCGACUACGAUUCUCAGCCUCACCCCUCCGAAGCCGCCCUUCUCCACCCCGACCUCCUCGCUCACUCGUCACAGCCUUACCAGCCCUUCUCCCCUACGACCGCCGCAUCCUUCUCACCCUCUCUGCAUGCUCCUCCCCCUCACGCUCUCCGCCCUUCACUCUCCAACCGCCCCCUCAGUGCCCUCGAGCUCCUUCAACGCGCGAACGGCUUCCCUGCGUCAAGAGGCAGUGGAGCGCCGGACUCGCCUAGCCCUAGGCCGGGGAGCGUUGCGGCUCUGAGGCUGAGCGAAGCGGAGAAGAGUCGGCUGGAGGGGCGGAAUGGCGGUGAGGAGCGAGGGGAGGGGAGUAGCGCUGCGAGUGCGAGGCGAAGGAGGGGGAGCGGCGGGACGGACGCUUCGUUGGAUUCCAUCGCGCGAGUAGCGGAAGCUGCACUCCACGAGUUCGAUUCGAUCGUCUCACAACGAGCAGUAGCCGACUCAACAGGCCGACCAGCCUCACGACUACGCGAUAUCCCUUCGCCUCCUCGAACUGCCUCACCUCCGACUUCUCAGCCUGCGGCGAGUCAUCCGCCCUACCGAGCUUUUGUGGAGGAGUCAGCGCAGGAUGUGAACGUGCAGCUCAUCCAAGAACUACGAGAAGCGCAAGACUACAUCGCCUAUCUGCAGCAAGAGCUAAGAAGCAUCAACGAGGUCGUCGUACAGCUUCGAGAGCGGCCGGCGGACGCGCCGCAGCCUCCUCGACUCGAGCAAGAGGCGAGUUCUGCACAGGCUGCUUUCGAAGUCAUAAAGCACACCUUCGCCAUGCUCCCCUCUCUCCCGCCUACGGCUUCCGCACCCGCACCCCAACUCGACUCAAUCAGCCGCGCGCUCGCGUUCACUCGCUCGAUCGACCGCCUCGCACACCAGACACCCCGAGAAAGACGGGACGAAGACGUCUUUGCGGUGGAGAACCUGCAGGACGUGUUAGGGGAGGUGGAGCGCUGGGAGCGCGAGGCGAGGCGGGCGGAGCAAGGAUGA